Entelurus aequoreus (snake pipefish) is the source of this 1962-nucleotide messenger RNA. RefSeq names its product forkhead box L3 (gene foxl3). NCBI's taxonomy places the organism in Eukaryota, Metazoa, Chordata, Actinopteri, Syngnathiformes, Syngnathidae. The transcript has 3 exons. The coding region runs from base 17 to 874 and encodes 285 amino acids. The record is from RefSeq and is a predicted model, not a curated record. Gene Ontology annotation, molecular function: DNA-binding transcription factor activity, RNA polymerase II-specific; RNA polymerase II cis-regulatory region sequence-specific DNA binding. Gene Ontology annotation, biological process: regulation of transcription by RNA polymerase II; cell differentiation; anatomical structure morphogenesis.
GGCCGUCCCGAGGAAAAUGCUCCCAGUGGAGGACAGCUGGCUGAGCAAAGAAGCAGGACGAGAAGAAGGCGCUGCUGCUGGACACACACACACACACACAAACAAACACACACACACUUUCGGGGUGGAUCAUACAAGAAGUGUAAGCGCAGACAUGUUUGACACCUCUCACUACCCCUUCAACUGUUUCAACUAUGACGGUGAUGGAUACGCUUCGUGUAGCACAGACCAGGAGAAGAAGAUGUGCAGACCUGCUUACAGCUACAUCGCCCUGAUCGCCAUGGCGAUUCAGCAGAGCCCUGAGCAGAGGGUGACUCUGUCAGGCAUCUAUGAGUUCAUCAUGAGGAGGUUUCCUUACUAUCGCUCCAACCAGAGAGCCUGGCAGAACUCCAUCAGACAUAACUUAUCGCUCAACAGCUGCUUCAUUAAGGUCCCCAGGACAGAAGGGAAUGAGAAGGGGAAAGGAAACUUCUGGACUUUUGCCCCCGGCUGCGAAUCCAUGCUUGACCUCUUUGAAAACGGCAACUUCCGGCGUCGCAGGCGCAGGCGGAACAUGAAAAUCGGCCUCUGCGAUUCAGGAGAAGCUCCCACUUUUCAGCCUGCAGAAAGUGCCGUCAAGCGGCACAACACGUCUCAUGCGGCCCGCCGCCCUGAAGCCGACUCCGACCUCUGCCCUUUGACCCCGCAGCGGUCUCGGCCGUGCCCGCCGCUGGUCCAGAACCCCGUCCAGGGGAAACCGGGAUCCGAGAUCAAGUUCAGCAUUGACUACAUUCUGUCUACGCCAAACCCGCCCAUGCUUGGGAUCGGAUCUUCGGGGCCACCCAUUCAUGUGGUGGAGCCACAACACCUCAACCUGCACUUCUGGACUCUGUAAGGACCAGCAUUUAGCUGAAGACGUCCCGAGACACUUGAAAACGAAACAAAAAGAGGAUCAAAGUAGACAUGCAGGUACAGAACACUGGAGAACAUACAUACAUCAUUCAUCAUGUUAUCCAUAUAUGUAUACAGUAAGAGCAGAAUGUACAGGAGAGACUUCCAAAGCACAGUUUAACUAUAAUAAUAACAAUAAUCUUAUUUUGUCAUUGUUUUUGUCUUAUCCCAAUGGACCAAAUAAGAAGCAUGAACAUUUUCUCAUAUACAAAAUUUAAGUGCCGCAAUCUUGCAUUAUUUCAGUCUUCGACCGUGACAGAUGACAAAUGACAAAAUUAACUUGAGAGAUGGCUCAACAGAAUUAAUGUCAGCACAUGAAAGACACUUAAAAACAUUGCUAAUGAUAAAAAAAAAUACUAAUAAUAAUACAUCUAUUUAUUCCAAAGAAAAUUGUACUGGUAGUGCUUUUUUCGAGGGGGGUUUUGCCCAUCAUCCACAAUCCAUGUGAGACUACAACACAUGUCUUCCCCUUUUCUGUGCAUUCUAAAUGACAAAAAACUGCCAGUAGGAGACAGCUAACAAUGCAGGUAAUGGGGAUACUAUCUAUUCUGCCUAUAAAGCCCUCUAAAAAAAACAUCCAAACUCCUUCAAGACUGUUUUAUAUACACAUUGUAAAUAUAUGUAAUGUAAUAAUAUUAUAUAGUAGUUUUUUAUUUUUUAUUAUAAUAUAUAAUAUUGUAAUAUAUAAUAAUAAUAAUUAAACAUUUUCCUGAGGGAUCUCUCCUGAAGGAAUCAAUAGAGUAUUAUCCAUCUAUCUAAUAGCCACAGCCACGGCAUGUAAUAUUUACAGUAUUUUGCUUGUUUUAAGCAUUACCUUAACUUUUUUCCUAGGUGCAGUGAUUUCACAGAGCGCAUAGCAAUGGUACUGUUCGGUUUAAAAAAAUAAAAUAAAACAGUGAUUUAUAAUGUCCACUCUAACUGGGAUGCCGACUGGUGGGAUGGUUGUAUCUUUCAGCACUUGUGCUCUCCUUGAGCUGCUAAGUCCAGAAUAAUUCUCACACAUCAGAAUACAAAAAAAUGCUUCCAGGUGAU